AUGGAACCUAAGCAUAGUCCUCCAAGCUCCUCUCUCCCUGAUGACCCUCCGCCGCCAUAUUCAAGUAUCUCGCAAUCUGCAACUUCAGCACCUGGUACAGGUGCAACCACAUCUUCUUCAGCGCCAAAGCCAUUCGUUCAAGAAUGUGCAGACUCAUCAUACGUUCCUUUGCCAAAGACUUUGAUCGCACACUAUCAGCUCUCGUAUCGGAAUUUUUAUCUCGGUGAUGAAUCUAACAAGAAAAUAUUCGCUGCCUCUUUCUAUGCGGGUGUUACCGGUGUUGGUAUCAAUCGCUUCUGCAUCUUGAUUCAUAAUGGACCGUCUGCCAAAGAUAAGGUGCUGGCAGCGGCUGGAGAACCGUACAAGUCCAACAGUACGGCCCUUCAAUUCAAGAGCCUCAUCAAUCUCUCUCCCGUAUUGAUUCAGGAGAAUAUUGUCAAGACUGGAGACUCUACGGUUGCUAUGGAAGACAUGUCAGCUCUGCUGUUGGAAAAUGGCCGUACUGUCACCUUUCCCUUCUCAAUCUUCACAGAGCGCAUCUCCACAGCCGACACCAAGGGCAAACAGGAGGACACCAACGGCGAUUUUCACCAGGAGCACUUUGAGUGGCGCAUGACAGCUAAAGACGAGAUACUCGAUAAGAAUUAUGCUCAUGAGUACAAACUCUUUCGACUUCAGCCUCCAGCCGCAAUCUGCAGUAGCGUAGCUUCAGACAAAGCUGUUGCUAUCACAUCGUUCAAGCGGUUAAUGAGCCUUACCAAACCUUUCAGGAUGAUGUUCCGAUGGCGGCUCAUGGCAUUAAUCACGGCGCUGAGAAUCUGGCAACACGAGCAAACAAGCUUUUACUCCUCGAAUGCCAUGGUCGAAACGGCUAGCAAGUGUGUUUAGACACAGCCAGUAUGAGCACCAUGACUCACGAUGUUCAUUGGAUAUGGCUUUUCUUUUUGUGCGAACUUCCCUCGGGAUGACAGAUAACGAUCCUCGAAUUCAUUCAUGGCACCGCAAC
Molecule: messenger RNA, 1006 nt
Organism: Fusarium oxysporum Fo47
Lineage: Eukaryota; Fungi; Ascomycota; Sordariomycetes; Hypocreales; Nectriaceae
Exons: 2
Coding region: 1-888 (295 amino acids)
Source: RefSeq, a predicted model, not a curated record